AAAUUACAAACAAAAAGGCAGUUUAAUGUUUCAUUUUCAUCGGACAACCAAAGUGAAAUUACAGAAGCUCCAAUGCUAUCCAUUUGAGUCUUCCUCUCUGUUUGGCUUUGCUCUGGAGCACUCUAACUUGCUUGAAAUAUGCAGCUUCGCGCUCGCCUGAUGAAGUCCGUAACUCUUCCAUCUUCUCCUGCGUCUACCACCCUUCAAGAAAUCGCUGCCAACAGCAAAGGUAUUGCAAAACUUGUCUUGAAAAAGGGCAAGACCCAACUUUUCAAGGAUGGAAGUCCAAUGGUUUAUAGUGGUGCAGUGGACAGGAUAAUUGGUAGACCACCACCCAAAUCCGGAGAUGUUGUGCUAGUAGCAGAUGGGACAGAAAAGCCCAUUGGAUGGGGGAUGUACAAUGCAGUCUCCAUGUUUUGUGUUCGCCUCAUGCAACUAGAAGAAGAGACAGCAAGAGAUCCAUCUUGUGCAUUGAACAUGGAGAAGCUUCUUGAAACUAGAAUUCAUGGUGCUCUAGAAUUACGUAGGAGUCUUGGGCUUCCAUCUAUGGAUACAAAUGCAUAUCGUCUUGUGAACAGUGAAGGAGACAGGUUGUCGGGUCUAAUUGUUGAUGUUUUUGGCAAUCUUGCUGUAGUAGCUUCAUCCGCUGCUUGGGUUGAGAAAUAUAAAUCAGAAAUUGAGUCCUGCAUCAGUAGAACCUGUGACAUUGAUCUUAUAAGGUGGAGACCAUCUGUUGAUAUCUUAAAAGAAGAAGGAUUGGAUGUAUCAGAUCUAGGAGAACCACACCCAUCCCAUUCGCUUGAGAGGGUGAAGGUAUUAGAAAAUGGGAUUGUUUAUGCGAUCUCAUUGGAAGGUCAGAAAACAGGAUUUUAUGCUGAUCAACGUGAAAAUCGUAAGUUCAUAUCAACAAUUUCAGAGGGACGUAAAGUUCUUGAUAUUUGCUGCUACAGUGGUGGCUUUUCUCUAAAUGCAGCACGAGGUGGUGCUGUAGAUGUUUUGGGUGUUGAUACCUCCAUACCUGCUUUGGACCUUGCGAAAGAAAAUAUCUUUCUCAACAAUCUUGAUCCAGGAAGAAUAACUUAUUUGAGAGAAGAUGCAACUGAAUUUAUGAAAUCAGCUGCUUCAAGGCAUGAAUCUUGGGAUUUGGUUAUUCUGGAUCCCCCAAAACUAGCACCUCGGAAGAAGGUUUUACAAAGUGCAUCUGGUAUGUAUAGAAAUCUAAAUUCAUUAGCCAUGCAAAUAACGAAGAGAGGUGGUCUUCUCAUGGCAUGCUCAUGUUCAGGGGCGAUGACCCAAAGUGGAUUGUUCUUACGUAUUCUUCAGAGUGCUGCUUCAAUGGCAGGUAGAAAAGUCACAGUUUUACGUCAAGCUGGAGCAGCUUGUGAUCAUCCUAUUGACCCAUCCUAUCCUGAAGGAGCAUACCUUUCCAAUGUCUUGCUUAGAGUACUGUAGACAAUUAUUGUUCCAUGACAAAUAUGAAGGAUCUCCAAGUCGUCUGAAAACAGAAAAAUAGCAUCAGUAAUAGAUUUGAGGGUAAUAAAUGGUUAAGGUAAUCAUCUGCAUUGAAAAUAUUACUACCUUGGGUU
This is a messenger RNA of Telopea speciosissima, 1586 nucleotides long. RefSeq names its product ribosomal RNA large subunit methyltransferase I. The transcript is spliced from 9 exons. The record is from RefSeq and is a predicted model, not a curated record. Bases 139 to 1452 code for a protein of 437 amino acids. Lineage: Eukaryota; Viridiplantae; Streptophyta; Magnoliopsida; Proteales; Proteaceae. Gene Ontology annotation, molecular function: RNA binding; methyltransferase activity.